Lineus longissimus is the source of this 795-nucleotide messenger RNA. Its product is annotated as glutathione peroxidase 3-like. Gene Ontology annotation, biological process: response to oxidative stress. The record is from RefSeq and is a predicted model, not a curated record. Lineage: Eukaryota; Metazoa; Nemertea; Pilidiophora; Heteronemertea; Lineidae. The transcript has 3 exons. The coding region runs from base 1 to 411 and encodes 136 amino acids. Gene Ontology annotation, molecular function: glutathione peroxidase activity.
AUGGUUCGACUGGGCAAGACGAAACAGUAUCAUAAUCUGAAUGCACUCAUAGAUAGAUACAGUCCAGACCUCAAGAUUAUCGGCGUCCCCUGUAACCAGUUCGGACAACAGGAACCGGGGAAGAACUUGGAGGAGAUACUCAACGGGAUCAAGCACGUUCGCCCCGGUGGUGGGUUCGUCCCCAAGUUUGAGCUCACGAAAAAAAUGAACGUGAAUGGGGAAAAGGAGAACAAAUUCUACACAUUUUUAAAGAGCCAUUUCCCUCCAACGAACGAUGUCGCUUGGAACUUUGAGAAGUUUCUCAUUGACAAACAAGGCCGUGUGAGAUAUCGCAUGGAAGACAGCGUACUGCCAGACGAUGAAGACGUUACAGAACACAUCGAACAAUUGAAGAGAGAAGACGAUGAUUAAAUCAAUCGUGUUAUGAACCUCAUCAAUUAUUGCGUUUUCUUUAUCAAAUCACUGAUUUGGGACCUCGACCAUAGCCACGAAGAACAAGCAUUUAUCUGAAAUGCCAAACCAGCAUAUUUUCAACUGUAUCAUCAUGAGCCGGAUGACCCAGCCGGACCUCAUUGAUAUAUCCAUUGAUCGUCCUUGCCUUAUAGGAUAGCUAUAGGCCUAGUAUUGAGCCACGCAAGAGUUUUCCUAGAUGUUGAACACUCCAUGAAGGGUCUGGCCUAAACUCGAAAUGGCCAGAUUCGGAUGAACUAUAGUUGUUAUUGUGACAUUGUGCAUUCUGUCACCAGUGGUGACUAUGAUGUGUUGCAUUCUAGAUUAAAAAACAUUGUGUGGUUA